GGGCGCCGAUGAUUUGAAAAAAGCGGUAUGCUCUCCCCUCUUGUUCGUUGAGGGCUAGGGGGUUGAGCGGGCUGGGAUUUCGGGUAAUAGGCACUUCGUGGUGUUUUGGGGCUGUCACAUCAAGCGUGUCGCUGUGGCUGUGGAACGAACGAUGACAUUCGAAUCCAGCAUGGACACAGUUUGUGCAGCUAGGCAACUUCUCGUCGCAUUUGACCCUUCGUUCUGGAAUACAGAGGUUAGAGCUCCAAUCCCCCGGAAUUGUAAGAGAUGCUCAUCGACUGAAUCCUGCAAGCUUGUGAGCACCUAGACUGACUCAUUUGCGUUGGCCACGCUUCACUUUCAUCAUCGCAGCGCCUUUGUCGUGAGAUCACAGAGUCCUUUCAGAUGGCGACAUAAACGGAGGCAUCGGGUGACAACUAUCAAUCAGGUCUCAGCCGAAUGGCAAUGCCUGCGUGUAGAGCGCGUGUCGCCGUAUGU
Molecule: messenger RNA, 477 nt
Organism: Colletotrichum phormii
Lineage: Eukaryota; Fungi; Ascomycota; Sordariomycetes; Glomerellales; Glomerellaceae
Exons: 2
Coding region: 152-307 (51 amino acids)
Source: RefSeq, a predicted model, not a curated record